This is a messenger RNA of Linum tenue, 3942 nucleotides long. NCBI's taxonomy places the organism in Eukaryota, Viridiplantae, Streptophyta, Magnoliopsida, Malpighiales, Linaceae. The record is from the annotation of a GenBank genome assembly.
AUGACCUCCAUUCAACAAAGAAUGACUCCUCCUCCUCCUCCUCCUCAUCUUCCUGCUUCUUCUUCUUCUUCCCAUUCUCACCAUCCACCUCAUCGAUCAUGGAAACACGACGUCUUCCUGAGCUUCAGAGGGCGCGACACUCGCAGGAACUUCACCGCCCACCUCUACGGCGCCUUGACUCGACGAGGGAUCAAGGCAUACAGGGACAGCAACGAGCUGGAGAGAGGCGAUUCCAUCGAGCCAUCGUUGUUCGAAGCCAUCGAGCAAUCGAGGUUUUCGAUCAUCGUGUUCUCCAAGAACUACGCGGCGUCUGCGUGGUGCUUGGAGGAACUUGUCAAGAUCGUCGAGUGCAAGAAGAGGCUGUUGGGUCAUACCGUGUUUCCUGUUUUCUACGACGUGGAUCCGAUGGAUGCAAAGUAUCGAAAGAGGGCGUUUCGUCGUCACGAGAAAACUUGCGGGGUAAAUUACAAGGAGAAGAAGAGGAGAUGGAAGGAAGCUCUUGAUGAAGUCGGGGAGAUAGUUGGCUGGGAUGCCAGAAACGAGGAUCAAGCAGAAGUAGUUGACAAAAUUGCUGAACGCAUAUGGGACUUACUAAACCAGAUGUCUAAAACCAUCAUGGACGAACACUUGGUCGGAAUGGACUCACGAGUCGAGGAAGUCAGCAAGCUCAUAGGUCAAGAUUCAGAAGCUAACGUUCGAGUCAUUGGAAUUUGUGGGAUGGGCGGCAUUGGCAAAACAGAGUUAGCUAGAGUCGUCUACAACAACCUACAAGUCCAAUUCCAAGGGAGAUCAUGUUUCCUUCCCAACGUUAGGGAAUCUUUCGAGAAGCAUGGAGCAAUGCAUGUUCAAGAACACCUCCUCUCGAACAUCCUCAUGGAAAAGAACAUCAGGAUAUGGGACCAAGAGAAGGGAAAGACGAUGAUAAGGGAUUGCUUGGGAGACAAGAAUGUUCUCAUCGUUCUGGACGACGUGAAUAACCCUCAACAAUUGGAGGCACUUGCUGGUAAUCGAGAUUGGUUCGGUUCAGGAAGUCGAAUCAUUAUAACGAGCAGGGAUAAAAGAUUAAUAGACAUGUAUGGAAGUUCGGGUGAGGUAUAUAACCUCGAGAAAUUGAGUGAUACGGAAAGCCUUAGGCUACUAAGUUUGAAGGCAUUUGACCAAGAAGAGCCUAAAGAAGGGUAUGAGGAGCUUUCUAAGUGUGUUUUGAAGUAUUGUCAAGGGCUUCCAUUGGCAAUCAAAGUUUUGGGUCGUUCUCUUCAUGGGAGAAGAAGCAAACAUGAUUGGGAGAGUCGAAUUGCAAAGCUAAAGGAGGAAUACUAUGAAAAUUCCAUUUUUGGAGUUCUUAAGAUAAGUUUUGAUGGGUUGGAGGCACAUGAACAAGGGUUGUUUUUGGAUGUUGCUUGUUUCUUCAAGGGGAAGGAUAUAAGUGAAGGCAAAAGGAUACUCACCAGUUGUGGGUUUGAUGUUGACAAUGGAUUGGAGAUCCUGACUGAGAGGUUCCUUAUGACAAUUUCUUAUGGAAAGUUGGAGAUGCAUGACUUGUUGCAAGAGAUGGGGAGAGAAAUCGAGAGGAGAGAAUCUCCUCAUAAUCCUGGAAAGCGCAAACGUUUGUGGAGUUUGGAAGAUGUUCGUUAUGUUUUCGAGCAAGCUAUCGGAACAGAAGAGGUACUAGCUAUAGUGUUGGAUGUGUCAGACAAGGAUAUGGAGCAAAUGGAGCUCAAUGAGGAUGCUUUCUUGAAAAUGUACAACUUGAGAUUGCUCGUCAUGAGAAAUGUGAAAUUUGACCAAGGCCCUGCAAGUCUUCCAAAUGGAUUAAGAUAUAUUGAUUGGGAUGGUUAUCCUUCACAGUCUUUGCCAGCUUCUUUCAGGCCAAACAACCUUGUGGAGCUUAGCUUGUGCCAUAGUAGCAUAAAGCAACUCUGUUGUGGAAAGACUAAGGAUUUCAGCAACUUGAAGUCCCUAAACCUGAGCCACUCCCACAACCUAAUCAACACUCCAGAUUUCAGUGCAAUGCAAAAGCUAGAGAGGCUGGUCUUGGAGGACUGCACCAGUCUGAAUGAGAUUAAUCCAACUAUAGGAACGCAUCUCCAAUACCUCAUCCACCUGAAUCUUAAUGGCUGCAACAUGAUCACCAACUUCCCAAACAAUGUUAGGAAAAUGAAAUCUCUACAAGAACUUCUACUUGAUGGCACCAACAUUGAACAACUCCCCGAAUCGAUCCGCUUCUUCACCUCUCUAUCAAAACUGAGCCUCAAAGACUGCAAGAGCCUCAAGGCUGUCCCAAAUAGCAUCAGCAGGUUAAAGCACUUGAAGGUUCUUAACCUCUCUGGAUCCUCUCAACUUGACAAGUUGGAAAAAGUUGAGAGCUUGGAAGAGCUUGAUGUGAGUGGUACCGCCAUCAGAAGUCCACUGCUCUCCAAUUUCUACCUCAACAAUCAAAAAGGGUUGCCUCAGCUUUAUGGAAUUGGGUUCCCUUUCUUGAGGAUCUUGAACUUGGCAAAUUGUGGUCUGAUGGCAGGGGAUUUCCCCAAGGACUUGGGUAGUAAUUUGCCGUCUUUACAUUCUCUGGAUCUAAGCCAUAACAACUUUGUCAUCCUGCCUGAAAUUGCACAAAUGCUGAAGCUCUAUGAGCUUCACCUGGAGAGUUGCAAGAUGCUCAAGUCCUUGCCGGAGCUUCCACCGAGGAUCAAGUACGUGGUGGUGAAUCGUUGCGAAUCGCUGGAGAAGUUGCCAAACCCGAUUAAGGUUCGCAGCAACUUGUUUUUCCUGGAAGGCUUUGGCUGCCCGAAGUUGCAGAAUCGCCAGAAUGAUGGGUUUAAAAUGUUCCUGAGAUACCUCAAGGGCUGCUGGAAUACCCUGCUUCCCAGGGAAAGAUCAGGCAUUGUGGUUCCUGGAAGCAGGAUUCCGACAUGGUUCACUCAUCAGGAUGAAGGAAUCUCAGUGAAGAUACCGAUUCCAUCGAUUUAUCGUAAGAGGGAUCUCGGCGAUGAUGAUGAUCACGACAUAAUGGGGCUCGCGAUUUGUGUAGCUCUCAAAGUGGCGGAUCCUAACGACCGUGGUGAUGGCGGUGCUGAUGCAUCCGUACAUCAUAAGGGCUCGUCAGCAGCUGCACCAGAUAGCGAACUAGAUGACAUAGUUCGUGAUACAUAUGAUGAUGGAAUGGACACAAAUUAUCACGAUGAAGAUGACGACGACGACGAUGACAAUGAUGCUGAAAUGCGUGAGUAUUCAUCGAAUUCAGAUGCUUUAGAUGACGACUGUUAUGAUGGCGUUAAUGAAUCCUUCUACCAUCAGGAUUCAUCAGCCCCAGAUGGCGAACUAAGCAAUGAAGCUAGUGAUGCAUACUAUAGUGAGGUCGAAUCGGAUUAUGAUGAUGAUGACGACGACGAUGUUGAGUACUCAAUAGAUUCAGAUGAUGAAUAUGAAAAUGAGGAUUACGGAAAAUGUAGCUUCUCCAGAAAGAGGAAGUAUGCCACAUAUGCAGAAGAGCCAGAAGAAGAAGUUGUUGAACCAGGAGACCAUCUCUGGUACUUUUUCAUCCCUUACUAUAAGUUCAUAGAGUACCUGAAAGGGCAGCGCCAUGUUUGUGUCGAGCUCGAAGGCUGCGAAGAACUGAAGGUAAUGAGGUUAGGAUGCCGCCUUGUUAGACACGGAGACAUUGAGAAAGCAUAUAUGAGAACAAACGAAGGAGGAGGAGAAGAUGAAGAUGAAGAUGAAGAUGAUUUUCCUCACCAUGAUCAAGAAGCAGAGGAUGGCAUUAAUGGAGAUGAGAAGAAGAGCAAUUACAAGAGCCAAGCUACUUACAACAUCUGCUACCACGAGGACAAAAUGAUGAUGAUAGGCAUGUACUUCUUCUAUGGUGGAAACCCGAAUGCCGCCUCAUCAUCAAGUAGCCAGACUACUGAUCGUGCUUCUCUUGGUGUCUAUCUCUACCGCAGAUAG